UCUUCCGAUUCAGAAUCCUCCGAUAUCAGCAGAAGAAGGCAUCGGCCCCCUCCGCCACCUCCUCCUCCGCUCUUUGGAGCUAAACCUAAGACGAAAAAGAAGAAGAAGCUACCUCCUCAAGAAACCAUCAACAAGAUAUGGGAGAAGUUUUCUGUGCCCAAAUUCAGCAAAGCGACUGUCAUUUUGCCAUUUGCUACCCCCACUACCAAGAGCUCCCCCGACCCCUCCACGAAAGAGGUACCCAAGCUCGAGCGAACCAAUCUCCUCGUCUCCGAAGACUUCGAAAGAGCUGUACAAGAAUGUCGAAAAAGAGUACAAAAGCUUAUAAAGGAGUGUCGGCGAGUCAAUAUGCGAUAUCGAGACCCAGACUUCGAUAUCGAUUGGGAUCUGAAGUGGGAGAAGGGAUAUUGCCUCAACGGUCUUGGAGAGUGCAAAUUCGAUAUCAAUGGACGAGCAUUCACGAAUCCAACUUCGAAUGUCCCCAAGUCUGUGAAGAGAGUACACGAAAUAUACGACAAGCCUACUUUCUUGAAGGACAAGAUAUCUCCUGCAGAUGUCAAGCAAGGAAGCUUGGGAGACUGUUGGUUGAUGGCUAGUCUCACCGCCUUGGCUAAUAUGGAAGUUGGGAUUCAGAGGAUAUGUGUUGAAUAUGAUACCAAAAUCGGGAUAUACGGUUUCGUAUUUCAUCGCGACGGCGAUUGGAUAAUAUCCAUAAUUGAUGACAAGCUGUAUUUGAAGUCACCAGACUGGGAUUCUCCAUCUGUUCAACGCCAUUUGCUGGAGCAAACCGACCGAGAAGAUGUCGAGACCGAAUAUCGAAAAACAUAUCAAACCGGAUCUCAGGCAUUGUUCUUCGCUCAAUGUAAAGACCAGAAUGAGACAUGGCUACCUCUUCUUGAGAAAGCUUACGCAAAGGCACAUGGUGAUUACGCUGCCUUGGGCGGCGGAUGGAUUGGCGAAGGAGUUGAAGAUCUCACCGGCGGUGUUACUACGGAACUUUUGACGUCUGAUAUUCUGGACACUGAAAGUUUCUGGCACGAUGAAAUCAUGAAAGUCAACAAGGAAUUUCUGUUCGGCUGCUCUACUGGUCUUCUUGGUGGUGGCUACGGCAAUCGAGAUGGGAUAUCUGAGGGCCAUGCGUAUGUCAUUAUGGAAGCACGAGAAAUCUCAACUGGUCAACGCUUACUCAAACUUCGUAAUCCCUGGGGUAAAGGAAAGAAAGGGAAUUGGGAAGGUCCUUGGUCUGAUGGCAGCAAGGAAUUCACGCCGGAGAUUCAAUUGGAAUUAGACCACAAGUUUGGCUCCGAUAGCGUGUUUUGGAUCUCUUAUGAGGAUCUUCUUCGAAAAUACCAGCAUUUCGAUCGCACGCGUCUCUUCAUGGACUCUCCAGAUUGGCGAAUUACCCAGAAUUGGAUCUCUAUAGAGGUACCCUGGAAAGCCGAAUUCGAACAGAAGUUCCGCAUCAUCUUGACAAAAGAGUCACCUGUGGUCCUCGUUCUCAGUCAAAUUGACGAUCGUUAUUUCAACGGCCUUCAGGGUCAAUAUAACUUCCGACUGCAAUUUCGUCUACAUGAAGUCGACUCACCAGACGAGAACGAUUAUAUUGUCCGUAGCCAUGGCAAUUAUCUAAUGGAAAGAAGCGUUGUUGCUGAGCUGAAGAGCUUACCCGCAGGGACCUACUCUGUCUUCAUUCAAAUUGUUGCAGAUCGUCACAUUAGUUCACGGCAAUCGGUAGAAGAUGUCAUUAAGUAUCAAACUCGACGCAGGACCGACAAUGAGAAACUGGCUCAAGUCGGCAUGUCCUAUGAUCUGGCUCAUAGCAAAGGUGCGGUGCAUAUGGAAUCGAAAGUGGCACGUCGCAAGGCUCAAGAGAAGGCAAAGGCUCGUGAAGCCCGGAUCGCUACUAGACGCAAGGCUUGGCAGAAGAGACAUCUAAGCCGAGACAUCUUGAAGAAGCAGGAGAAGAAAAACCGGGAAAAGCGGGAACGGAAAGAAGCAAAAGAUGAGGCAGAGGCAAGAGAAGAAGAAGAGAACGAGCCAAAGGACCAAGCAGUUCAGACUGAGGACAUCAAGGAGGAAGCUUCGACCAAAGAAGACAGAGGUAUACAGACAGAUGACCGAAGCACAUCAAGUGCUGAAUCUGAGCAAACAAUUAAAGAGCCAGCCUCCGAAGCGGUGAACGACACCGACAAAGGUGUACAAACCGAUGAUAUGUCAGUUACUGACGUUUCGCAAUUUACGCCUGAUACACCACGUGGUAGUUCGAUCACAAAUUCUCCACGCGAAGAAGUUAUCAUACUCGAAAGAUCUGGUCCUCCACCUCCUCAUGUCUACGUACAGGAGCGGAAGCAUUCACCUCAACGCCAGCAAUACAUCACUUCAGAUGGAGAAUCCAGUGCUAGCCCUAUAUCCGACUUCGAUGAUAUGUAUUCUGACGACGAUCCUACCUUGCGACCACGACCAAGUCCGAAUACGGGAAGCACACCUGCCCCGGCUAAGUCCAAAGAUAAAGAAGAAGAGGAAGAUGACGAGCCUGAUCCAUGGAAUGCGGUCUGUAUUGUUGGCUUUAGGGUGUAUAGCAAAGAUGAAGGCCUCUGUCUGAAAAUCUACGACGAAGAUGAAGAGGAGGAA
Mollisia scopiformis is the source of this 2631-nucleotide messenger RNA. RefSeq names its product cysteine proteinase. Gene Ontology annotation, molecular function: calcium-dependent cysteine-type endopeptidase activity. The transcript has a single exon. Gene Ontology annotation, cellular component: cytoplasm. The annotation marks the transcript as partial. Gene Ontology annotation, biological process: proteolysis. Lineage: Eukaryota; Fungi; Ascomycota; Leotiomycetes; Helotiales; Mollisiaceae. The record is from RefSeq and is a predicted model, not a curated record.